This is a messenger RNA of Culex pipiens pallens (northern house mosquito), 942 nucleotides long. RefSeq lists its product as uncharacterized. The transcript is spliced from 2 exons. Bases 203 to 637 code for a protein of 144 amino acids. Lineage: Eukaryota; Metazoa; Arthropoda; Insecta; Diptera; Culicidae. The record is from RefSeq and is a predicted model, not a curated record.
CUCGCGUGCACUGUUUACAUAGACUUAGUCGUGCUCGAACGAAAAGUGCUGGGUAUUUUUUUUUAUUCAAAGUCGGUCGAAAUUUCAAAGCGAAGCGGAAAUCGAAGACGAAGUGGGCGGCAAACUUGUUUACAUGACCUAGCAGCUGCUCGCUGAACCCGAACGAAAACGAAGCCGUGCUGCUGGCGGAGAUGGUCAAGCAAUGCCUCGUUCCGACGCUCAAGCAAAGCCCUGGAAUGACCUACUGGGAACCGACCACCAAGGACAUGCAAAUCCCGGAAAACUACCGCACCGUCUUUCGACCGCUUAUGCUCCAGCUCCAGCUCCCGAGGACGUGGUCAAGUUCAACCUCGAGCGCUGCAACCUCGCCCUCCUCCACCAACAAAACACCGGCAGAUUCUUCAUCGUCCUGUUUGAGAAGAAAAAGAAGCUGCUCUCGGAGGUUUUCCACCAGAAACCGCCGUCGAAGACCUGCGAAGCGGAACCACCCCAAAAGAAGCUAAAACGCUACCACCGCAACCCGCUCAACCUCCUGACUCGGUGCCGCGAAGACAAAAAGAAGAACACUUACUGGCCCAGGAGGGUCUCCAGAUUGUUAACGGAUGUAUCGGCGCAGGAUGGAGCACGCGUAUUUUAAAGGACGACUUGAUCAAGCUGCUGUUUAAAAACGAUCCGGAGAAGCCGCCGGAAAUCGAAGGGCUGGGCGAGGAAGGAGUUGGAACUGUGCAGAUGUGUGUCGGAGUUUCGGCGGAUCCGUUUGCGGUGCGGAACUAUUAUCCUCCUCGUGAGCAAUUCUUGCCGUGGGCCUGACGGAAAAGGACAGUUUGUCCUUGGUCCAAACUAGUACCAAUAAUUAGGAUAAAGCUUCGAUUUCUUAGAAGUUGUUAAUGAAAUAAAAUUAAAUUCAAGAGUUUUUUUUAAUAGGUCCUAGAAACAUAUGAA